AUGCGCAUAGGGCCAAGUCAUCCCUGUAUGAAGCUUGGUUGCCUUGCCGCCAGCCUUGCAGUGGUGCUUUUAGGAAAGGACAAGCCCAUCUAUGCUCCUUGCUGCGUGCAUGCGUCCAUACUCCCACCUAUUCCCAUUCACUCCCUGCCUUCCCACCUCUCGGAUGUCUACCUCUCCUCCUCCCUGCUCCUCCUGCCUCCCUGCCAUGCAGAUAAGAUUGCAGUGACGGGUGACAAGAUACGGCAGAAGACAUACAGAUGGCACACAGGGUACAUCGGAGGUCUAAAGGAGCGAACCCUCAAGGAUCAGAUGGCAAAGGAUCCCAAGGAGGUCAUUCGCAAAGCAGUGCUGCGCAUGCUGCCCCGCAACCGACUCGUGGAUCCACGAAUGACGAAGCUGAGGAUAUUCGAGGGGGGCAGUCACCCAUUCGAGGACAUUCCUGCGAGGGAGGAGGCGAAGCCUGCCCAGCUCCCUCACCUGCUCCCACCUCCCAGAACCGUACUCUACCCCCAACCAUCACUCUUCCUUCUGCAUGCCCCCCCUUCCCCCCAGCCGCGCAUGACGAAGCUGAGAAUAUUUGAGGGGGACAGCCACCCAUUCGGGGACAUGCCUGUGAGGGAAGAGACAAUGCCGCUAAGAAAUGUGAGGGAGAUGCGACCCAGGGAGAGGCGCGCUGCUGAUAAAGCCGCUCGUGCUGCUGCUGCCAAGGGCCUAGAUCCGGCGGUGACGGCGGUUGCUGCGGUGGAGGAUGACGUCUGCACCAUGGGCCGUGCUGCGCUGGCGCUGGUGACGGCGAGGAGCACGAGGAGGGAGAGAGGCAGGAGCAGCUUGCGCGCUGCGCGCGGCCACGAGUUACUCGCCAUCGUCGAGAUGCCUUGGGAUCGUCGCAGUAAAUGCCGUACGGAUGAGAGCAGGCCCGUUAAUAGUGCUAAGGAAAAAGCCGUUAAAUGGAAAGCCGGUUGA
This is a messenger RNA of Closterium sp. NIES-65, 963 nucleotides long. NCBI's taxonomy places the organism in Eukaryota, Viridiplantae, Streptophyta, Zygnematophyceae, Desmidiales, Closteriaceae. The record is from the annotation of a GenBank genome assembly.